AUGAGUGAAUAUGGUCGUAUCUUAUUAACUCUUGCUGAAUGUUGCUUAAUGAAAACUGCGCAAGGCAAAGUUCCAGAAGAAGGUCUUCAACCUCAUGUAGUUCAUGAAUUUAUUAGUAGGCUUGCAAGCAUGGAUUCGAAUAAUCGUUUUGAUAUGAUUAAAGUUGGUGCCGGUGAAAGAGAAGGAAGAGUUGUAUCUCAUACUGUCAAUCAACUUCAUAUUGGUUUGGCUCAUGGUAUUGGUCGAUCAGGUAACUUAUUUGAAAAACAGCCAAAAGCAUCUGGUUCAACUAUUUUGGGUGAUCUAGCGAAUAGGCUUGUGCUCGAUGCGAUUAAAAAUUUGGGAAUCACAUGCGCAAAUUAUGCGCUUAUUGUUCCUGUUGCAACUGGAAUGGCACUUAUGCUUUGUCUUAAUGCUUGGCGCAGAUUGAAACCACUUGCUAAGUUUGUUGUUUUCCUUCGUAUCGAUCAGCGUUCUUGUUUCAAGGCAAUCAUUGCCGCUGGUUUUGAGCCGAUUGUAAUUGACUGUAUAAAACAUCAGAAGGAUGAGUGUCUAACAACUGAUGUUAAGAAACUUCAGAAUAUAUUGGAAGCACGUGGAACCGAGAUAUUAGCAGUGAUGAGUACUACUUCUUGUUUUGCUCCUCGAUCGCCUGAUUGUAUAGUUAAUGUUGGGCAGUUAUGUAAAGCUUAUUCUGUCAAACAUUUGGUUAACAAUGCUUAUGAUGCAGUUGUACAAUCACUUGAUAAAAAUUUUCUUGUUCCUGUUGGAGGAGCGGUGAUAGUGACAUUUGUUAAAGAUGAUAUCGCGAGUAUUUCCAAUGUAUAUGCAGGUAGAGCAUCGAUCGUUCCUUCAAGAGAUCUCCUUAUAACAGUUCUUGAAUUGGGUCGAAUGGGCUUACAGAGAUUAUAUUCUGUACAGGAAAAAAAUUUUAUUGUUUUGCGCGAUCAUUUAUCAGAGUUUGCGGCAUCGAUCGAUGAAAGAAUUUUUGAUGUUCCUGACAAUCUUAUUUCCCUUGCUAUGACUCUAUCUAAAUGGACAAAGGAACAACAGUUUGAAUUGGGAUCCGCAUUAUUCAAACGUGGUGUUACUGGAGCUAGAGUGAUUUUGUCUGGCAUGAAUAAAUGUGUAGAUGGAUAUAGUUUCGAGAAUUAUGGGUCGCAUUCCUCUUUAACUCACUGUGGAUAUCUAAAUGUUGCAUGUGCAAUUGGUAAAUUUGAAUCAGAUUUACGAAUGUGA
Messenger RNA from Dracunculus medinensis (Guinea worm), 1239 nucleotides. The record is from the annotation of a GenBank genome assembly. NCBI's taxonomy places the organism in Eukaryota, Metazoa, Nematoda, Chromadorea, Rhabditida, Dracunculidae.